Schistosoma turkestanicum is the source of this 3381-nucleotide messenger RNA. Lineage: Eukaryota; Metazoa; Platyhelminthes; Trematoda; Strigeidida; Schistosomatidae. The record is from the annotation of a GenBank genome assembly.
GUCAUCUUCAGGGUCACAUCUGUCGUGGAUUUUUAAGCUGUUUGCUGGUGAGAUGUACUCUCAAUAGUUGUACGAGAGAUUCCUGACUGCAACGGCAAUUUUAUAUAAACUUUUUCCGUGAUAUGCUACUAUCGAUCACUGUUCCGUAUUCUACUGAGACAUAUCAGAGACAGUUCCUCAAUUCUUCUACCCAACUUUCAACCAUUCCGAAUGUAUUGCAAUACCCCGAAAAGUCAAUAGUAAUGUUUAACGGUCUACAGACUGCACAAUCUAUAAGAUGUACUAACCUGGUCCCAAGAACAGGUCUUCCCCUCAUAAUUGGCGGUCCUGUUCUAGCAAUCAACAAAUCAACUUUUUCCCCUACUGAAUAUGAGAGUUUACAGAGGCUCAGAAAUGGGUUCUCUGUUCAGCCCAAUUUUGUUCAAAAGAUGUAUGUGCCUGAAAAAUCUCUGGGAUAUGGUGCUUUUGGUGUUGUAUGGUUAGUUGUUGACCCACGAACAGGGAAUCAGGUUGCUCUCAAGCGAAUCCCGAACAUUUUCGAAAGCAUUGUAUCUGCUAAGCGGGCGUACAGAGAAUUAAAGCUACUGUUCUCCCUGAAACAUUUAAAUAUUGUUAGCCUAGUAGAUGUCGUGAAAGUUAGUUACUCUGCGUUCAGUGAAAUCUCUGUUCUUUGCGAAUAUAUGGACACUGAUCUACAGAAAAUAAUCGUGUCCGCUCAAUAUUUGUCACUUGAGCAUGUAAAACUGUUUGUUUACCAGAUACUAAGAGGGUUAAAAUAUCUACAUUCCGCUGGUGUAAUUCAUCGGGACCUAAAACCAGGAAACCUCCUGGUUAACGCUGAUUGUUUAUUAAAGAUUUGCGACUUUGGUCUCGCUCGCUCAGUACCAUCUUUUGGUAUAGAAAGCUCUCGCAACCCAUUAACGCUUGAAGUUGUAACUCAGUUCUAUAGACCACCAGAACUACUUUUAGGUUCAAAUUUUUAUACAGCUGCUGUCGAUCAAUGGAGUGUUGGCUGCAUACUCGGAGAACUUCUGUGUCGCCAAAUUCUGUUUCAAUCUUCCAGCUCAUUUCGUCAGUUGGAUAUGAUAUUUAAUCUACUAGGGUCACCAAGUGCAAUGGAAUUAAUCGACUUAGUUGGUUUCCCUUCAUCCAGUAUAGAUUUUAUCCUUAAAUGUCCUGUAAGAGCGUUUAAUCAUGCUGCUGUGUCAAGAAUACUCGUUCCAGCUAAUACUCAAUAUUUUCAGUUCUCUACAGGAAGUCCACCUGAUCCUGAUUUAGUUCAGCUAUUUACGGGACUUCUAAGUUUUAGCGCAUCGAAACGAUUAACUGCUGAACAGGCGCUAAAUUCACCGUUCCUUAUUGGUGGUAGAGCUAGAUUUCAUUCUUUCCUGUGCUGUUGUUGUCCACCGCGCAAUCAGACUUCAAUAAUUAAUGAUUCAUCUCAGUGGCGUAAUGUAACAAGUCAAGUAAAUCGUCAUCUUGUAGCAGUUGGUUCCGCUGGUACUCCAUCAUCAUCUGGUAAUACACCACCAUCUCCACUUCAUUCAUCUAUGCUACCACCAAGUAGAGAUGCAACAUUACGUAUUCCUUUGCUUUUGUCGCCUCAACUAAUGAUACCAACUUCUACCCUUAUGCAACAUAGACAUAUUAAUUUAGAACCAACUUUUCAAGCUACACAUGAAUACACUUAUUUAAAUACUGAAAUAGAAGUGAAUAAUCUCUUUGAAGCUAAACAAAUAUUAUGGGACCUUAUUCAACAAUAUUUCCAAAGAGAUCCUAAUCGUACCCGAGUUGUAAUAAACAAUUCUUCGCCUAAUUUUCAAUCAUUUAUAAAAUCUUCAAUUGCAUUCACUUAAUUAACCCCCCAACAAUCCGUAUAUAAUGGAGACAAUAUAAUACAUAUAUAUAUAUAUAUAUAUGCAUGUCUUUUCACCUUCCAUUGUAUCCUUAAGUCGACCGCAACUUUUUUUCUUGACCACUAUUUUUGUUAAUUUUUUUUUUCCUCCUAUACUGAUACUGCACAUACCAAUGGUUUUUUAUUUUUUCUUUCUAAAAAAAAAAAUAAUGUAUAUGAUUGUUGUUUAAUGAACGACAAAUACUCUUCCCUACUGUGUUGUUUAUUGUGUUUAUUGUGUUGUUUCCUCUUCCAGUGCCUUUCAUUGUUAAUUUUCUAUUGAAUUUUCCUUUUUUUUUCAGUUUUGAUUGUAUAGUUUUCUUCUUUAGGAAGAAAAAUUUAAUCUUAUUGCACAUGAUUUUCUAAUUGGCUUUAAUUAAUUAAUCUUAUUGCACAUAUUUUGUGUAAAGCAAAUAAAACUUGCUCUCUCUCUCUCUAUACGUAUUGCAAAAAGUUGUUUAUAUUCUGUCUGUGUGUAAAACUAGUAAGAAUGUAUAUAUCUUUCAAGUUUUUGGAUAAAUUUUUUUGUUUUAUUUAUUGAAUUAUUAUUGUAUGAUUACGUAAAUUGUUCCCUUUUUUUUCAAUCAUUAGGCUGUGUUGUCUAUGCUUCAGUUUUGUUCAAUGUAGUUUAUUCUUACUGUCUAUUAUUAUAUCUCUCUAUGUAUGUUUCUUUUUUUGGUUAUUUAUGUUAUAUUCUCACUUUAUAUAUAUGUAUGUAUAUAUAUAUAUAAAACAGGCUGUGAUAAAUUUCAAGUCAAACAAUCUCAAAUUUAUUUUCUAGUUAAAUUUAUUCAAUGCAUAUAACUGUAUAAAUUUUUGCACUUAUCGUUGUUAUCCUAGUCAUCAUUUCUGCAUCUCUACUCGACACGUUGCAUACAUUGUUUUGUUCCGUUUUUUGUUACACAACACCCGCUUCUUUCUUUAACUCCUACGUCUGAUACAAUGCUACAUUGAACUAAUUUAUUAACGUUAAUGGAUGCUUUAUUUUAAUGAAUUAAAUUUGUUAACUGUUUGUAAAAUCUAUCUAUCGUUUCAAAUUUGAAUAGUUAGGGUUAUAUCUUGUGUUAUUCGACAAACUUAUUUGUUCGUUUUGUAGUAAAUGAAUUCAUGAUGAAUAUGGGUACUUGUAAUUUCUAGACAAACAAUGUAAUUAUCAUUGUUAUUCACAGGUAACUAACUAUCUUUAAUUUUUAUUGGAUUUUUGAAAAAAAAAACUGUUACGUGUUUACAUAUCAGUGUUUCUACAAGUAAUCAGCAAAUGUCUUUCAAAAUGAUUUCAUGUAUUUUGAUCUAAUAUUAAUUCUUUCAAUGUCUAGUUUCAUGACAGCCAAAUAAACCAGCACAACCGUGAUCUCUAAAUGCUUGUGAUUGGAUUGUAGUUUUUCGGAAGGGUCAUUUGUUAACUAGAUUGUUUUAGCGAUUCAAACCAUUUCCCUGGAAAUGUUCAAACCACUCAUAUAAUAAACUUGGUAACUAUUUUAUUUCUG